This is a messenger RNA of Mesorhabditis belari, 894 nucleotides long. The record is from the annotation of a GenBank genome assembly. NCBI's taxonomy places the organism in Eukaryota, Metazoa, Nematoda, Chromadorea, Rhabditida, Rhabditidae.
AUGCGUGAAACGCCGUCUCUUCGUCCAUCCGGCUUUGGAACAAGAUAUUUAACCGAUAAAGAGAAAGUUUGGGAUCAUAAUGCUUGGGACAAUCCGGAAUGGGAUGACGAAAUGGAGAAGAAUGCGAUUGAAGUGAUUGAAGGACAAAAAGUACAUCCAGUUGAGUCUCAUUCGGUCUCGAAUCUUCUCUCAAAUCCCGUUCGUCAAUGGAACAAUUUCUACGCUCGACAUACCAACAAAUUCUUCAUGGACAGGAAUUGGCUCUUGAAAGAAUUCCCCGAAUUAGAUAUGGAGAAAUACCCAGCGGAUUCCCACAUACGAGUGCUCGAAGUCGGCUGUGGUGUCGGGAAUACCUCAUUUCCUUUACUGCAAUGGGACAUUGAAAAGAAGAUGUAUUUGUACUCGUGUGACUACUCUUCGAAAGCAAUCGACAUUGUUAAAGGUAACGAAAAUUACGAUGAGUCUCGAGGAAAAGCCUUUGUUUGGGACAUCACCGAGCCGCAUUCAAGUGACAUAGAGCCGGGGUCCAUUGAUGUGAUCACGUGUAUUUUUGUGCUCUCCGCAAUUCCACCGACAAAAUAUCGACAAGCUAUCGAGAACCUUUCAACUUUGCUGAAACCCGGUGGAUGUAUCCUCGUGAAGGAUUACGGUCGUUUCGAUCUCAGCCAGCUUCGCUUUAAGAGAAAUCGCUUCAUCGAUGAAAAUCUUUAUUGUCGAGGUGAUGGAACACUCGUUUACUACAGGACCAAAGAAGAAAUGGAGACCGAUUUCCUGCACUGUGGAUUGGAGCCCGAGGCGUGCACAUAUGAUCGACGUUUGAUUGUGAAUCGAGCAAUAAAGCUUCAAAUGCACCGAAUUUGGAUCCAGGCGAAAUUCAUCAAAAAGACCAAUUUA